GGAAAUCUUUUAAACACUUUGCAGAAGUCGCAUGUAAACGUGCAAUGCCAUUCAAUUCAAUUAGCGGAGUUCUGGUCAAUAAAGGAUGAGGCUUCUUUUGUUUUCGCUACUCUUUUUUGGUACAGCUUUGGGGUCCCAUUUCCGAGGAGGUAUCUUUACAUGGAAGAACCUUUCUGGAAAUCAGGUACAAGUUACCCACCGCAUGUCCUGGAGAAAUACUUAUUAUUCCCCGGUGUGUGAUGAUAGUUACAAAACCAACAGAACACAGAGAACGUUUGGCACUGUCAGUUGUUUUGAAGGUUGUAGUUUAUACAGUUGGAGCAGUCCUUCAAUAAAAUCAAUAUGCACAGACUACAGCACAUCGGAAGAUUGGGCAACAUAUGAGGGAGAAUUUAACGUCACUCUACCAUCUAGUUCGACCUCGUACUUCAUUGGGUAUUCUUCGUGUUGUUGGAUAAGUACCCUUCUGUUGAAUUCUGACUCUAGUUGGACUAUAGGAACGCGAAUAGAUCUUGCUUACAGACAGGAUAUUGGCCGUGUCAACACAUCGCCCGUCACUGCCAUGCAGCCUAUUGUUCGACUACAGCGCGGAUGCAGCCAUAGCAUCAAAAUUCCAGUUGCUGAUGAUGAUGGUGACGACAUAAGAUGUAGAUGGGCAGUUAGUUCACCCACCGACGAGUGUGAUGGGAUUUGUGGUUCUCUCUUCGGGGCUGUUUUGCAUCAGAGUACAUGUACUCUGAACUACUCCGCUUCAACAAGUACCUCGGGAUAUUACGCUGUAGCCAUUCAGAUUGAAGAUUUUGCCUCCUCCUCUUCUUCUACCCCAUUGAGCAGCAUCCCUCUCCAGUUCCUGGUCGAAAUAUUUGAUUCAAAUAGUGGGUGUGCCUCGGCACCUACAUUCAUUUCACCAACGCCGCCCAAUGGAGGUUGUUAUGAGGCAGUCCAAGGAGUGGCUCUCACUAUCGAGAUUCGCAUCAGAACGGGAACUACCAGUCAACGAAUCGAAGAAGUCACCACGCAAACUCCAGUCGGCGUCACAAAGUCCAGUAUCCAAUCAAUUUCAUCGACCGAUUAUUACGUCAUCCUGAGCUGGACACCAGCAAGCACUCAGCAGGGAUCUUAUAUUAUCUGUUUUACCGCAGAGGACAAUUUGGGAUUAACCACAGAGUCCAGAUGCAUCACGUGGAAUGCCGUCCGUUCGAGUACACUCCCGACAAUCGUAUCAGGUACUCAGCAUCCAACAGGUCUUGUGUACGGGGACAAUAGAAAUUGGUCUGUUCAGUAUUCAAAUUACUUUGUGCGUCCCUCAACAUCAACUUAUAUUCGAGUUUACCAAUCCAAUGGUGUUCUCAUGGAGUCCAUUGACGCUAUGUCAUCAGCUGUUGUUUACCCACAAUCCACAAGCGGAAGACAAUUGUCCUUUACGACUUCCUACAACUAUCAAAGAGGCAUUACUUAUAAUAUACGGUUCGAUGAAGGUAUAGCCAAUAAAGAACUUGGCUGUAGCGUGAAGUCGCCAGCAAUUACCAGUACAACAUUUUGGACGUUCUCGAUAUACUUUGUUCGCUGCAGUGAUCAUCCGUGUAUAAACAGUACAUCGUGCACUGAUUUGGUAGGAGAUUACUUCUGUUAUUGUCAGCAAGGGUUCACUGACAAGAACUGCAGCACUAAUAUCAAUGAAUGCGCUUCUAAUCCAUGUCAAAAUUCUGGGACCUGCUUAGACGGAAUCAACUCAUUCUCUUGUAGGUGUGACUUGGACCAUUAUGGACCUCUAUGCGAAAACCGUUACACCAGAUGUAGCGACACUCCUUGUCAAAAUGGAGCCACGUGUUCUGACGUCAUAGGUGGAUACCGGUGUCAAUGUCCCCUUGGAUAUAGUGACUUCAAUUGUUCUACUGAUAUUAAUGAAUGCGCUUCCAAUCCAUGUCAAAAUUCUGGGAACUGCACAGACGGCAUAAAUUCAUUCUCUUGUACGUGUGACGUGGACCACUAUGGAACUCGAUGCGAAAACCGUUACACCAGAUGUAGGGACGCUCCCUGUCAAAAUGGUGCCACAUGUUCUGACAUCAUAGGUGGAUACCGGUGUUUCUGUCCUAUGGGAUAUAGUGACGUCAACUGUUCUACAGAUAUAAAUGAAUGCAUUUCCAAUCCAUGCCAAAAUUCCGGGACAUGUGUAGAUGGCAUCAACUCAUUCUCUUGUUUGUGUGAUAUGGACCAUUAUGGACCUCAAUGUGAAAACCGUUACACAAGAUGUAGAGAUGCUCCGUGCAAAAACAAUGCCACGUGUUCUGACGUCAUAGGUGGAUACUGGUGUCUCUGUCCUAUGGGAUAUAGUGACGUCAACUGUUCUACUGAUAUAAAUGAAUGCAUUUCCAAUCCUUGCCAAAAUUCCGGGACCUGCAUUGAUGGCAUCAACUCAUUCUCUUGUUUGUGUGACAUGGACCAUUUUGGACCUCUAUGCAAAAACCGCUACACAAGAUGUAGAGAUGCUCCAUGCGAAAACAACGCCACGUGUUCUGACGUCAUAGGUGGAUACCGGUGUCUCUGUCCUAUGGGAUAUAGUGACGUCAACUGUUCCACUGACAUUGAUGAAUGCGCUUCCGAUCCGUGUCUAAAUUCUGGGACCUGCACAGACGGCAUCAGCUCCUUCUCGUGUCUGUGUGAUAUAGACCAUUAUGGACCCCGUUGUGAAAACCGCUACAUACGAUGCAGGGACGAUCCCUGUGAAAAUAACGCCACCUGUUCUGACGUCAUCAGCGGAUACAUUUGUCAUUGUCCUAGAGGAUAUACUGACGUCAACUGUUCUACUGAUAUUGACGAUUGUGAGUCUGUUCCAUGUAAAAACAACGCUACAUGUAUAGAUGGUAUCGAUGAGUUCUCCUGUCAGUGUUCUCCAGGAUACUACGGUGAUAACUGCACUGAAAAGAACUUAGUACGGCUUGUGGAUGGUGCCACGCCCCAUGAGGGUAGGGUAGAGAUCUACAAUAAGGGGGUGUGGGGGACGGUAUGUGAUGACUUCUGGGAUGACCGUGACGCAGCGGUGGUCUGCGGGAUGCUGGGAUAUUCAAGAAAAAAUGCCAAAGGCUUGUGCUGUGAAGUCUACGGCAAAGGCGGUCCACAGAUAUGGCUGGACAAUGUUGAGUGUUUUGGGACCGAAAGCGAUAUCUUUCACUGUCAACACAUUGGUUGGGGAAACCAUAACUGUGAUAAUCACGAAGAUGCAGCAGUGCAGUGUUAUCCUAGCGGAACCGGAACACCUGUAAGACUUGUGGGAGGACAGACGCCGUUGGAGGGGAGAGUUGAGGUGUUUUACAAUGGUGUCUGGGGAACCAUUUGUGACGAUUACUGGGACGACAAGGAUACAACUGUCGUCUGCAAUUCUCUGGGCUUUUCAGCGCGUAACGCAAUUUCUAUGAGCUGUUCUACGUUCGGUUUUGGAAAUGGACCAAUCUUGUUGGACGAUGUUGAUUGUUUAGGAACAGAAACCGAUAUAGGAGUUUGCAAGCAUCGGGGAUGGACCAUUCAUAAUUGUAAUCAUGUAGAGGAUGUGGCGGUCAGAUGUUCGCCACCAGAAGUGAGUGUAGAAACUACAACAACCCCUUGUCCUAAAAAUUCUACGACGCCGCGAACAGCAAAUGGACAACAUAUCCAAAGCUCAACUACAGUACACAGCAUUACAAACAGCAGUGAACAGUCACAAACAGAUUUAGUCACUGAUCAAACAGCAAACGAACAAUUAACAACAACUUCCGCAUAUAACACUAAAUAUAAUGAAUAUGAUACCACUGAAAAUCCAGCAACUUCAAUGACUGAACAACCAUCAACAAUCAAAACAACUGAACAAUCAAACAAAAUCCCAUCAGCUGAUUCGCCAACGACUGAACAGCAGAUUACUAUUUUACCCACUGAAGAACCAACCACAACAUUACCAAAAGAACAACAAACAACAACUGCAAUUCUAGCAUCAACUCAAACACCUGAGCGACUUUCAACAACUACAACAACUAAACUAUUAACAACUGAGCAAUUAACUACAAAACACUUAACCACAAAAUCAACAACAGAACAGCAAGCAACAACGGAAACUCCAACUAAAACUACAACUACAACAACGGAAGCUCCAACUACGACCUCACCAACAAGAGUUCCAACUACAACCACAACAAAAAGCGCUCAAACUACGACCACAACGACAAAAGCUCCAACUUCGAUUAUAACAACAACAGAAGCUCCAACUACGACCACAACAACAAGAACUCCAACUACGACCACAACAACAAGAGCUCCAACUACAACUAAAACGACAAGUGCUCCAACUACAACUACAACAACGGCUCCAACUACAACCACAACAUCAGCUCCAACUACAACUACAACAACAGAAGCUCCAACUACAACCAUCACAACAAGAGCUCCAACUACGACCACAACAACUGAAGCUCCAACUACGACCAUCACAACGGAAGCACCAACUACAACCACAACAACGGAAGCUCAAACUGCAACCAUAACAACAAGAGCUCCAACUACAACCACAAUAACGGAAGCUACAACUAUGACCACAACAACUGAAGCUCAAAUUAUAACCACCACAACAGAAGCUCCAACUACAACCACAACAACAAGAGCUCCAACUACAACCACAACAACAAGACCUCAAACUACAACCACAACAACAGAAGCUCCAACUACAACCAUUACAUCGGAAGCACCAACUAUGACCACAAUAACAGAAGCUCCAACUACAACCACAACAACGGAAUCUCCAACUACAACCACAACAACAAGAGCUCCAACUACGACCACAAUAACGGAAGCUACAUCACCAACCACAACAACGAAAUCUCCAACUACAACAACAACAACAGAAGCUCCAACUACGACUACAACAACAGACGGUCCAACUACAAUCAAAACAACAAGAGCUCCAACUACAACCACAACAACGGAAGCUCCAACUACAACAACAACAACGGAAGCUCCAACUACAACCACAACAACAAAAGCUACAACACCAACCACAACAACAAGAGCUCCAACUACAACAACAACAACAGAAGCUCCAACUAAGACGACAACAACAGACGGUCCAACUACAAUCAAAACAACAAGAGCUCCAACUACAACCACAACAACGGAGGUUCCAACUACAACAACAACAACAGAAGUUCCAACUACGACCAUAACAACAAGGGCUCCAACUACGACCACGACAACAAGAGCUCCAACUACGACCAUAACAACAAGAGCUCCAACUACGACCAUGACAACAAGAGCUCUAACUACGACCACUAUAGCAAGAGCACCAACUACGUCUACAACAACAGUAUCACAAAAUGUUCCUACCACUUUGGGAACGACAAGUAAUACCGUCCGACUUGUUGGAGGAUCAAACGAAUAUGAGGGGCGAUUAGAAGUAUUUUACAAUGGGGAAUGGGGAACCGUUUGUGAUGACGGGGGUGUUGAUGGAAUUGCUGCUGUUGUGUGCCGUUCCUUAGGUCUGCCUUGGAAUACAUCUGAAGCCUAUUGUUGUGCAAGAUAUGGACAAGGAUCAGGUCGUAUCUGGAUGGACAAUGUUCAAUGUGUUGGAUCUGAAGCAAGAAUUGAAGAGUGUCACCAUAUGGGCUGGGGAUUGCACAAUUGUGGCCAUUUUGAAGAUUUAUCAAUACAAUGUUUACCGUCCUUUACAACCAGUACAAUAUUAUCAACAACAGCUCAAAAUACAUCCACAACAGCAAGAGCUCCAAUGACGACCACAACAACAAGAGCUCCAACAACGACCACAACAACAGAAGCUCCAACUACGACCACAACAACAAGAGCUCCAACAACGACCACAACAACAGAAGCUCCAACUACGACCACAACAACAAAAGCUCAAACUACAACCACAACAACGGAGGCUCCAACUACAACCACAACAACAAGAGCUCCAACUACGACCACAACAACAAGAGCUCCAACAACAACCACAACAACAGAAGCUCCAACUACAACCACAACAACAGAAGCUCCAACUACAACCACAACAACAGACGCUCCAACUACGACCACAACAACAGAAGCUCCUACUACAACCACAACAACAAGAGCUCCAACCACGACCUCACAAACAGAAGCUCCAACUACAACCACAACAACAGAAGCUCCAACUACGUCCACAACAUCAAGCCCUCCAACUACAUCCACAACAACAAGAGCUCCAACUACGACCACAACAACAGAAGCUCCAACUACAACCACAACAACAAAAGCUCCAACUUCAACCACAACAACGGAGGCUCCAACUACAACCACAACAACAAGAGCUCCAACUACGACCACAACAACAGAAGCUCCAACUACAACCACAACAACAGAAGCUCAAACUACGACCACAACAACAGAAGCUCCAACUACAACCACAACAACGGAGGCUCCAACAACAACCAUAACAACAAGAGCUCCAACUACGACCACAACAUCAAGUCCUCCAACUACAUCCACAACAACAAGAGCUCCAACUACAACCACAACAACAGAAGCUCCAAUUACGACCACAACAACAGAAGCUUCAACUACAACCACAACAACGGAGGCUCCAACUACAACCACAACAACAAGAGCUCCAACUACGACUACAACAACAGUUUCUCAAAGUGCUCCUACUACUUUGGGAACGACAAGUAAUACCGUCCGACUUGUUGGAGGAUCAAACGAAUAUGAGGGGCGAUUAGAAGUAUUUUACAAUGGGGAAUGGGGAACCGUUUGUGAUGACGGGGGUGUUGAUGGAAUUGCUGCUGUUGUGUGCCGUUCCUUGGGUCUGCCUUCGAAUGCAUCUGAAGCCUAUUGUUGUGCAAGAAAUGGACAAGGAUCAGGUCGUAUCUGGAUGGACAAUGUUCGAUGUGUUGGAUCUGAAGCAAGAAUUGAAGAGUGUAACCAUAACGGAUGGGGGUUGCACAAUUGUGGCCAUUCCGAAGAUUUAUCAAUCAAAUGCUUACCGCCCAUUAAUUCUACAGUGCGGCUUGUGGGAGGAGCGACUGAAUAUGAAGGUCGACUAGAAGUGUUCCACAACGGAGAAUGGGGAACAGUGUGUGAUGAUGGUUUUAAUGGUAGAAUCGCUUCAGUUGUUUGUCGAACCUUAGGGCUACCUUGGAACACGUCUGAAGCAUAUUGUUGUGCAAGAAAUGGAGGAGGGACAGGUCAGAUAUGGAUGGACAAUGUUUACUGUGAUGGAUCUGAAUCAAGAAUUGAAGACUGUAGACAUAAUGGCUGGGGAUCACACAAUUGUGGUCAUCAUGAGGAUAUAUCCAUCAACUGCUUACCGUCCAAUGCAAUCAGUACAACCUUAUCAACACCUGCUCCAACUACAACCACAACAGUUCCAACAACGCCAUAUAUUAUUCGCGAUACAUUUAACUAUGGAUCAGAAGCGAGCGAUUAUUCGUUCUCUGGCGAUGACGUAACAAGUCAAGCACUUUAUCCACCCACGCAGUUUUACAUAGGAGACGGGACGGAAGGAACUGUUGACACCGUUUAUGUUGGCAGCAACGGUAUAAUCAGUCUUGUAGAAAGGUACAACAGCCUAUCGAUCUCUGACAUGUCGUCCUCCGCGGUGUCCGAAAGGAAAAUAAUCUGUCCCUUCUGGACGGACCUAACCUCUGGGAACAGAAUAUACUACAAUACGUACACCAGGGGAACAUGGGGCGACAGUACAACAUUAGAAAAAGGAAACAGAAUCAUUAGAUCAUACUAUGGAGAUGACUUUCCCUUCUUUGAAGCCACGUGGAUGCUUAAAGUUACCUGGAAAGACAUGGCUCUUUACUCAGAUAGAAGACAGACUGUGACAGUGCAAGCUAUUUUGAUAACGGAUGGAUUCAACACGUUCACAAUCUUUUACUACAUCGACGUGAACUUGAAUACCAUCGCUGGCUUGGAUAUUUCAAUUGGGUACAGAUUCAGGAGUUUUUAUACCAGUAACCCAUAUUCAUGUCAAAGUGGAGCAUUCACUCUCAGUCAGAUACCCGGAAACAGGGGAAGUCCGGGAUUUUGGAUUUACAAACUCACUACAGAGAUAAGAUAUGUUGGAAACGAAUUGUCCUGCUUUAAUUGGUAUAUAAGGAAUAAAGUCCAACAAAUGGAUGUAGUACUACGCAAUCGAAGACAAUGGUGGUCAAAUAUAUGCCCCUGCCAGCUUGACUGGCUGCAGUUCGACGGGGGAUUUCAAUAUUCACGGACUGAUUAUACUAAUGGCGUGAUCUGUUAUGCAUCUAUGGUGUCGUUCAUAGGGAGUGCAGAAUGCUGCUAUUCAAUAAGAAACACGUGGUUUGGGUGGUUUGGCUGGUCCUGGUGGUCGAGCUGGAGGUUCGGGUCCACUACACGCACCUGGACAAGACCAGCAGCCGGCACUCUGUUAGAGUACAGCCCGUUUUUCGACACAUCCCUGUAUUACAACGAGGAUCUCCAGCCUAAGGAUCAAUGCUGUAGCACUGGACAUUGUGAUUGGUAUUACGAAGUCCGCCCAAGGACUUGGUGUUAUAGAGUUUCCAGGUUUUGGAUAUCAUGGCUCUUUGGUGAUCCUCAUAUUAACACUCUGGAUGGACAUCAAUACACAUUUAAUGGAUAUGACGAAUAUGUCCUUUUGAGAAUCAAUACAACUGAUAAACAGUUCGAGUUACAAGCAAGAACUGACUUAGCAGAAAGAGCAAAUGGGACCACGAUAAAUGCUACUAUAUUUAGUGCAUUUGCUGCAAGAGAUGACACGGGGGCCUUUGUUCAAGUAGAACUUUCGCGUCACAAAGACAGAAUGUAUAUAAGAGGAAAUGACCAGGAUUUAACCAAUCAUUUUGAGGCCGACAAUUCCUACAGAUUCUCAAACAGAAAUCUGUCAAUCACAAGGGAUAAUCAGACAUAUAUUGCUACCUUUUUGAGAACAUCUAUCACGCUUAAGGUAACGUUGGGAGUGCGUUUUCUUACCAUUGAGGCUGUGGUUGAUUCUAAAUAUAAUGGCACAGUGACCGGAUUAAUGGGAAAUUUCGAUGGUGAUUCAAAUAACGAUUUUGUUCUUCCAAAUGGAACAAUUCUGCAAGCAAAGGAUGUUAUUUCUGAAAGGAAGAUUUACAACAACUUUGGACAAAUGUGGGCUGUAAACGAGGAAACAUCAAUCUUCCACUAUGUGUCUGGGCUCUCCCACAGAGACCAUUCCCAUCCAGACUUUGUUCCUUUCUUUGUGGAUGAGUACCCAGAGGAACAGAGGAACGCCUCGCGUGCGGCUUGUGGUGGGGACUCUGCGUCACAGGCCUGUAUAUUCGACUACCUAGCAACAGGAGAUAAACAACUUGCUCUCUCUUCAGGAAAUACCGAUACCUCCAACAGAGAAGAUCUCGUUAACAUCGAAAAUGAGCCUCCAUUUAUUGACGGCGACGAGGUAAUACAUGUUGAGGUCAAUAAGACGGCCAGAAUCCGGUUUAACGCUUCCGAUGACAAAGGAUUCACGUACCGAAUUCUAGAGCAACCGAAUGUUGGGUUUACAUUUAACAACGAGACGGGGGUUGCAUUGUGGACCCCAGUCGAUACCAUUGCAACAAGCAUCAGUGUGACAGUGGUGGAUAGUGAUGGGGUUUCUGCUCCAGCCAUGGACAUUAUCAUGAUUAUGUGUAGUUCGUGUAGUCAUCACGGAGUGUGCAAUUAUAACAGAACACGUGAUGCCUCAAACAGCACGUUCCGGUUAGCCAGAUGUAUCUGUGAUCAAGGAUACACAGGAGACGAUUGUGAACUCGAUGAAGACGCAUGCGCCGAGAGUCCUUGUGUUCAUGGACGUACUUGUAUAGAUUUAACUGCCACUGAAGAACUUCGAUUAGGCAGAGGUUACAAUUGCUCGGAUUGCCCAACUGGUUAUGCAGACAUUGAUAACAAAUGCCAAGACGUCAAUGAAUGUAAUGACACCACUGUCACCGUAUGUCAACAAACGUGCGAAAAUACGGAGGGAAGUUACGUCUGUCACUGUUUCCAUGGCUACAGAGAAACCGGGGGAGUUUGUCAAGAUAUUAACGAAUGUUCCGAGGGAACGUCAGGGUGCGAACAGAACUGUGACAACUCGGAUGGUUCUUUCGUUUGUUCCUGUGUUUCCGGCUUUCAGUUACAGGUUGACAACAGCUCUUGCAUUCAGACAGAAUCGGACCUCUGUAAGCGAGCUGGACUUGUCUGUCAAUAUGCCUGCGACAAUUCUUCCGGUGUCUACCAGUGCAUAUGUCCGGCUGGAUUUGAACUCGCAGCCAACAAUGAAAAUUGCCAAGACAUUAACGAGUGUGAACGGAGAAUUUGCUCACAACAAUGUACCGACACGGAGGGCUCCUAUGCAUGUUCGUGUUUCCCGGGAUACCAACUUAACGCGGACCGAACCACUUGUUCUCAAUGUGUUGCUCCAUAUUACGGAGAGGGGUGUAGUAGAAUGUGUCAAUGCGGGGCCGGGAUGGACAGGUGUGACCCCAUAAGGGGCUGUGUCUGCAUGCCAGGUUGGACAGGGACCAAUUGCAAUCAGGAUAUCGACGAAUGUAGCGCUAAUCGAAGCAUCUGUGGCACAGACAAAAUAUGUCAUAACACUCAAGGAAGUUUUCAAUGUGAAUGUCGACAAGGUUAUCAAAAAGUGCAAGAUGACUGCAGAGACAUAAACGAGUGUGAAAAUGCCGGAUUGCACAACUGUUCUUCUUUGACUUCUGAAUGCAAAAAUAGGGACGGCGGAUUCAGUUGUCAGUGCAGGACUGGAUAUAUUCAGAGAAAUGUCUAUGAAUGUGAAGAUUUUGAUGAAUGCGAAUCUAAUGUUGACGGAUGCUCGCAGAUUUGUAUAAAUGUCAAUGGAAGCUACGACUGUGACUGUUAUUUUGGAUUCUCCCUCGAUGACGAUAGAAAAACAUGUUCAAAGGUUCAGGACGUGUGUCUCCUUUUCCCUGGAUUAAACUGUAGCUAUGGUUGUAAGCAAGAUCCAAACAACCAAACGGUCGGCCAUUGUUUCUGUCCAGAAGGGUUUAUUCUUAACGAGUUGGAUAUGUCUUCCUGUAUAGAUGUGAACGAAUGUGGUAACAGUGAAUUAAAUAAAUGUUCAUUAAAAGACACGUGUAUAAACACUCAAGGAUCAUUUAACUGUUCUUGUCCAAGGGGAAUGUAUUUAGAAAAUGACGAAAGAACUUGCACUGUAUGUGACGGUUUCUCUUACGGGUGGAACUGCGCGACCCCGUGUGAGUGCGGAGUUGGCGCCUCCCACUGUGACCCUGAAUUAGGAUGUCAAUGUAAGGGUGGGUGGGCUGGCAUCAAGUGUGAUGCUGACAUCAACGAAUGUACCAGACAGAAUCCAUGUAAUGGAAGUAAUCAAGAAUGUCGAAACAUCCCUGGAUCAUAUGAAUGUGUAUGCAGAUCUGGAUAUCAAGAAAACUCUGGGUUUUGCACAGAUAUCGACGAGUGUGCCAAUCUUCCUUGCACCCAACUAUGUAAUAAUACUAUUGGAAGCUACCAUUGUGGGUGUAAUUCUGGAUUUGCCCUUGUGGACAACAGUCGAUGCAUUGACAUUGAUGAGUGCAGCCUGCCAGUGAAACCGUGCGAUCAAUUGUGUACAAACACAAUAGGCGGCUACAAAUGUAGCUGUCACUUGGGGUAUCUGUUGAACACUACGACUCGGAGGGACUGCUUAGCAAAAACGGAAUGUCUGAACGCAACAGCAACCUGCUCUCAAAACUGUGGAGUCCUUAGCGACGGAUCAGAGUACUGCUUCUGUAGAACAGGAUAUGAAUUAGAGUCUAAAGAUAACAAGACCUGUAUAGACAAAGAUGAUUGUUCUCCGAACCCGUGUAGUGAUACAUGUACUGAAAAAGGCCCAGGUGAAGGUUAUACUUGCUCUUGUGAGAUUGGCAAAUUUGUAGACGAAGACCAGAGAACAUGUAGAGACUGUUCUAUCUGGACAUAUGGAAAUAACUGUGACCAGCAAUGUACAUGCGACCAGGAAAAAUCGGUCUCGUGCAAUCAAGUCAAUGGCACGUGUCUCUGUAAAACUGGAUGGUAUGGUAACAAUUGUGACGUAGACGUGGAUGAAUGUGCUCAAACGUCGACAUGCCCUACAUCCUCUAGGUGUGUGAAUUCACCAGGCUCCUACUCUUGUGAAUGCGACGCCGGUACUACGAUGGCUAAUGGAGAAUGUGUUGAAUGCCGUGGAAACACAUAUGGACUAAAUUGCCAGUCACAAUGCGAUUGUCACGUUCAAAACACGGUUGCAUGCAACAAAAAGAACGGUUCCUGUCUGUGUAAAACAGGAUGGACAGGACACAAUUGCUCCGUGGAUGUAAAAGAGUGUACAAUGACUCCAGAAAUAUGUGGUGACAAUUCUGUAUGUGUCGAGGAAAUCGGAUCCUUCAGCUGUCUCUGUAAUCAAGGAUUUGAAAAAUCUUCAUCCAGAAAUUGUUCUAAUAUUGAUGAAUGCGCAUUGGCUAAACACACUUGCCACCAAAAUGCUGUAUGUGUGGAUACAGUCGGAAGCUACAGCUGUUCUUGUAAUCAGGGGUAUACAGGGGACGGCCAUUCAUGUUCAGACAUAGAUGAGUGUUCCUCUUCUUAUGUGUGUCAUCCAAAUGCCAUGUGUAACAACACAGUGGGCAGCUAUAUCUGUAAAUGUAACCCAGGGUAUACUGGAGACGGGAAAAACUGCACAAACAUUGAUGAAUGUGCGCUUGGAAGAAACACGUGCGAUCGGAAUGCUGUAUGUUUGAAUACAGUUGGGAGUUACAGAUGUUCUUGUAGUCUGGGGUAUACGGGUGACGGCCAUUCAUGCUCAGACAUAGAUGAGUGUUCUUCUUCCAAUGUGUGUCAUCCAAAUGCCAUGUGUAACAACACAGUGGGCAGCUAUAUCUGUGAAUGUAACCCAGGAUAUACCGGGGACGGGAAAAGCUGUACAGACAUAGAUGAGUGUUCCUCCUCCAAUGUGUGUCAUGCAAAAGCCAUGUGUAACAACACAAUGGGCAGCUAUAUCUGUGAAUGUAACCCAGGAUAUACCGGGGACGGGAAAAGCUGUACAGAUGUUGACGAGUGCUUAACUCAGAAAGCAAAUUGUGAUCAGAAUGCAGUUUGCACGAACACUAUCGGAAGCUUUGUAUGUUCUUGCAAAGACGGGUUCCAAGGAAAUGGGACGUUUUGCACUGACGUGAACGAGUGUACUCGUCCUGUACAACCGUGCGAUACGCAAGCCACGUGUACAAACACAAUAGGUAGUUAUCAAUGCAGUUGUAAUCCUGGAUUUUAUGGCAACGGUCAAACGUGUUUAGAAAACGACGAAUGUACUGAAAACACUCACGACUGCCAUGCAAAUGCCUCAUGUACUAAUACUUAUGGUCAUUUUUACUGCGAGUGUUACCCUGGAUUUUUCGGAAGUGGUAGAAAUUGUACAGAUGUAAAUGAGUGCCAAGACGGUUCCAAUGAAUGUCACGUGAACGCCACGUGUUAUAAUUCGGUUGGGAACUACUCGUGUGAAUGUGACAUUGGGUUCUCUGGAAACGGUUUCCAUUGCCAAGAAUGUCAAAAUAUGACAUACGGCGUUAACUGUAAAAACCAGUGCCUUUGCAACACCAGCAAUACUAGGACUUGCAACAGGGAGAACGGAACCUGUAUGUGUAAAGACGGGUGGACAGGAAAUACAUGUGACGAGGAUAUCCCAGAAUGCACCAACACUCCUCAAAUAUGCGGACCGAAUUCUCGUUGUAACGAAGUGCAAGGCAGCUACCAAUGCCUUUGCGAGGAUGGCUACCAAAUGUCUGCAAAUCUAGAAUGUCAAAAUAUUAAUGAAUGUAACACUACCAAACAUAACUGCCAUCCAAACGCACAGUGCAAGGACACUGAGGGACAUUAUACUUGUUCCUGUAAAUCUGGUUUUACCGGGAACGGGACUUAUUGUACAGCGAUACCAAUGACUCCGAGUAAUGUUAGCAACGAAGAGGCAAAAUACACAGUAAAGAUAAGAUUUGCGAUGGCAAUGAAUCAACAAACUCUUGAUGAACAAUAUAUUCAAAUUUCUCAAAAUAUGAAAUCAUCGCUAACAUCAUUCUACCAAGCAACAAUAACUGACUUCCAGCGGGUAGUAAUUCUGUACUUAAGAGUUGGAAGUCUUAUUGUUGAACAUGAAUUGGUGACACGGAAUACUCAUUUGGACCAGCAAAAAUCUGACAUCACAAGUACUAUGCAACGACUAAAUGGUGGAUCAGUCAAAAUUAUAUAUGAAAAUAAAGAGCAACAAAUAACAUCCUUGGAAUUGAAAGAUCCUGUGACAGAACAGUUUGUAAACGUUAGCUCUGCAAGUGUAUGUACCAUAUACGAAGCUGUUAAUCCAUGUCCAAAAGAUCACCAGUGUUCAGAAACGGACGGUCAGCUAGCCUGCAGCCCGCGACCUCAAUCUGACAGCUACAAGUUAACGUUCGGACUAGGGGUAGGCAUUUCAGUCGCAGCUACCAUCGUAAUAGCUGUAAUAGUUUAUGUUUAUAUGAAAAGAAGGGGAAAUACGUGUAUGAGUGAGCCUCCUCGAGACUACGACAACGAAUCCGACACAAGUGGGAAUAGCGGCGACUCCUUGAUUCACACGUCUGUAAAAGGCAUGGCAAAACGUUCAGAUACAACAGGGAUGACGGGACCGUUUAGUCUUCCUCGGGUCACAGCUAAUCAAAUCAACGAGACGGGAGCUAGAGCAACACAGUUUCCACACCACCAACACUAUCCCAGGUCGUCCAGAUGGAACUAAUUGGACAAAGUUUACUCAGCCAGGAUAACUUGAUGCAUGUACCUGUGUGCAGUUGACUUAUCAUAAAGAUAAUUAUUUAGUAUUGUUAGCAAUUUGAUAUUUAAAAAUGAUGGUGUCUGUUUCCACGACUUAAUCGUUUAUUUUGUAUUUUCUUGUAAACAGACGAACAAUUAUAUAAGGUUUUUGCUCUAAUUAAAAUUGUAAUCACUGAUUUAAUAAUUUUUAUAUUAUUUUGUGUUUCAUGGUAGCAAAUAGUUAUUCUCUAUUAAAAAAAAAACUUUUAAUGUCUUGCAUGAGAGUUUAACAUUUUUGAAUCAGAUACUCUAUUGCUGUAAUCGAGAAACAGUUCACUGCAUAAACAUUCUGUCCAAUUUUUAUCAUUCACACUUUGCCAUCUUUUACUUUUACGCCUUAUAUUUAGAUAUAUUUAGAAUAAUAAAUAAAAUGAUUUUAACUUUUUUUUGAUAGGGUGUAUCAAAUUUGUGUCAUUACGUUAAUCAUUUACUUCUCUAGAUCUGGGAUCAUGUCUGAGGUCAAAGUUCAAGGGCAAAAUAAAGUAACCCGACAUUCAUUGGAUUGGCAUGUACUAUGUCAUGAAUGAAAUAAAGUGACCCGACAUUCAUUCGGUUGGCAUACUACUGUCUGAUCAUGUUAGACAUUAAAAGCAAAAUAGUUUUGCCAAUACGUGUGGAUAUUAAGUCUAACUGAUUUUUAUUUGUUUUUCAAAAGGAGUUGAGACAUUGCAUCUUUACCGCAUGCUACAUAUAUGGUUGCGUUUUCAUUGACUUUGAAUUUUAUCCCAAUUCAGGAAAUUGAUAAAUAAAUCGAACACAAUUGAAAAUAAUAAUAUAAUAAUGACAAGCAGAAUCCUUUUAAUGAGAUGCAACAUCUGUCAUUUAAAUACUUAUCGUUUAGGAGUUACACCAUAUACAUGUAAGAAAUAUCGCAUUAAAAUUCGAAUGAUGAAAAGAAAAUUCCAAGUUUAGACCUAAAUCAAAUGAAUUGAAAAAUCAGCAUGAAAAAGAACUUUUACCGGUAAAUUGAACCAAUGUAAACAAAAGCGUGGCAUGAGCCUUGGUAAGAAAGAACUAACGGCAACUUGUAACUUACUCCAUAGCGGAGUGGAUAAAGUGUCGGGCUUGUGAUGCGGACAUUCCGAGUUCGUAUUCCGAAGAUGCUUUUGCUGUAACUCACGGGAAUGAAUUAUUUAGAUAAUCAAUUUUAUCCCCAAGCUUCAAAUUUUUCGCUUAUUUGAAAUAUGUACUGUUAAUUUAUCAUUGUAUCUAUACUACUAUAUUAAAAUAAUAGACUCGA
This is a messenger RNA of Magallana angulata, 16060 nucleotides long. RefSeq lists its product as uncharacterized. The record is from RefSeq and is a predicted model, not a curated record. The transcript has 82 exons. NCBI's taxonomy places the organism in Eukaryota, Metazoa, Mollusca, Bivalvia, Ostreida, Ostreidae. Bases 86 to 14746 code for a protein of 4886 amino acids. Gene Ontology annotation, cellular component: membrane. Gene Ontology annotation, biological process: cell-matrix adhesion; Notch signaling pathway. Gene Ontology annotation, molecular function: Notch binding; calcium ion binding.